GGCAGAGCCAAUGAAGAAGACGAUGAUAAGAGUGAGGGAGUUUGACGUGACGAGGGACCUCCGGGCAGUGGAGGAGCUCGAGCGCCUGUGCCAGGUCGGCCUGUCGGGCGACCAAGGCUCUGAUGAACCUGCCGCCGACCAUGAUGGCUGCGCGGAGAAGAAGAGGAGGAGGAGGACGAGCGGCAAGACGAAGAAGAGAGGCAUGUCGCUCUACGUCGAGCAGAUCGGCGAUCCGUUUGCCCGGGUGCGCCAUGCGCCGGACCACGUCAUGCUGGUUGCUGAGUAUGGGGAGGAAGAAGAGGUGGUCGGAGUGAUCAAGGCGUGUACUAGGAUGGUCAGCCGAGGGAGGAAGAGGCAAAGCUUCAGCAGCUCGAAGCAGUUCGUCAAGGUGGCAUGCCUUCUUGGACUCAGGGUGUCCCCCUCUCACAGGCGCCUCGGGAUCGCGACGGAGCUGGUCCGGCGCGCCGAGUCGUGGUGCGCGGCGCGCGGCGCGGCGUACGCCACCAUGGCCACCACCGAGUCGAACGCGGCGUCGCUCGCGCUCUUCGCCGGCCGCUUCGCGUACGCGCCGUUCCGGCGGCCGGUGUUCCUCGGCCACCCCGUGCACCGGCACCGGGCGCGCGUCCCGCGCGCGCACCGCGUCCUGCGCCUGCCCCCGCCGCUCGCCGUGGCAGCCUACGCCGCGCUGCUCCCGCCCUCCGCCGCCGAGUUCCUCCCCGCCGACCUCCCGGCGCUGCUCAACCACAAGCUCACGCUCGGCACAUACCUCGCCAUCGAGCGCGGCGGGCCCGAGGACACCGCGCGGCCGCAGUCGUUCGCGCUGCUCAGCGUCUGGGACGCCACGCGCUCCCUCCGCCUCCGCGUCGGCGGCGCGCCCACGCUCCUCCGCGCGUCGCUGGCCGCGGCGCGCGCGCUCGACCGCCACGCGCCGUGGCUGCAGGUGCCCUCCGUGCCCGACAUCUUCCGCCCGUUCGGCACCUACCUCAUGUACGGCCUCCGCAUGUCCGGGCCGGAGGGUCCGGCGCUCCUCCGCUCGCUCUGCCGCCACGCGCACAACGUCGCCCGCAAGAACCCGGCGUGCGCCGUCCUGGCGGCCGAUCUCGGGCCCGAGGACCCGGCCGCGGCCGUCGUGCCGCACUGGACCAAGUUCUCCUGCGACGAGGACGUCUGGUGCAUCAAGAAGCUCGGCGCCACUGCCGACGGCAAUGCCGCCGGCGACGACACCGAAGAAGACUGGACGACCUCGCCGGGCCCCGGCGUCCUGUUCGUGGAUCCACGGGAGUUCUGAACGUUGGCGCAAUGUAAACAAGUUUUGAAUUUUUUUGUAUUUUCUUUUUACUAUCGUGUAGAUACAUCAUACAUACCUGGACAUGAUGCUGCAACUCAAUGCAAAAAUUGCAUUGCAUUUGCAGCCUGUACCCCAUGUACAAUUAGAGUAGCCACAGACCUUAAUCAGCUAUACCUCUGAAAGUCUGUACUUCUGAAGAGCGACGGGUGGUCAUUUUCAAGUGAAAAUGGCCAUCCAUCUCUCAAAGAUGCAUAGAAGAGUCAGAGCAGAAUAUGCUUCAAUUGGGUCUCUUGUAUAUCCGUAAACCAUAGGUGAUUAUUUUAGCUCAGUAUUCAAUGGAAAUUCAGUAUCAACAAAAUUUAUUGGUUUAA
Messenger RNA from Panicum hallii, 1659 nucleotides. RefSeq names its product probable N-acetyltransferase HLS1. Lineage: Eukaryota; Viridiplantae; Streptophyta; Magnoliopsida; Poales; Poaceae. The transcript is spliced from 3 exons. The coding region runs from base 11 to 1288 and encodes 425 amino acids. The record is from RefSeq and is a predicted model, not a curated record. Gene Ontology annotation, molecular function: acyltransferase activity, transferring groups other than amino-acyl groups.